AUGUCCCAUGAAGAUUAUUCUGAGGAUAAUAACGAAAACCAUAUUGAUCAAUUAUCUGAUAUGUUUGCUAAUUUAGACAUUAGUAACUUUGACAUUUAUAAUACUAAUAAUAUAAACCCUGUUUAUUCUCCCAGGCCUAUAGAAAAAGGCUGGUGGGAUCAUUAUCUCACCGAAUCUCAGAAAUUAGAAAUUCUUAAUCAUAAGAAAAUCAUUAAGAUCGAGCCAGGAACCAGUAGAAGCACUGCUUUGGCUACGACUACCACGGGAGAAGAAGAUGCAAUGUAUACUCUGUGUCUCUCCAUGUUACAGCAUUUUGUAGGAACCAAUGUCCCCAUUGGAGAAAAAAUCCAGACACUUCUCCAAAACCUUAGGUGUCCUUCUCUUACCCACUUUAGAUGGUAUAAGGAUACUUUUCUUUCAAGAGUUUAUCAAUUAAACAAUCCCAAUUCUUUGCAUUGGAAAGCAAAAUUUAUUGAUGGAUUACCCCAUUUCUUUUCUGAAAAGGUUAGACAAUCUUUAAGACAGAAAAAUGAUGGGAUAAAUAUAAAUUAUUCGGACCUUACUUAUGGUCAUAUAAUUAACACUUGUGUUAAUGAAGGAUUAACUUUAUGUAAUGACAUAAAGCUUAGAAAUCAACUUAAAAGGCAAAAGCUUUCGGAGAAACACCAACUUGGUGAAUUUUGCGAACAAUUUGCUUUUGAUCUUGGAAAAUCUUCAGAUAAUAAUAAUAAGAAAAAAGGAAAAAAAUUCCGCAAUAAACCUUAUAAGGAUAAGUCAAAAACUUCUUAUAAAAAUUCUUAUAAGAAUAAGAAAAAGGGUCACUACAAUAAAGGUAGACCUAAAGAAAAGUCUUUGGACUCUAAAGGUAAAAGAAAAGCCAAAAAGCUUGAUAUAACGUGUCAUAAAUAUGGCAAACAUUGUCAUUAUGCCAACCAAUGUUGGACUAAAAAAGCUCUUAAUGAGAUAGAAGAUGAACAAUUGCGUUCUCAAUUAGAAAAAGUUUUACUUCUCAAUUCUGAUUCUGAAAAUUAUUCUUCAGAAGAGGAUAUUAAUAUGAUUUAUGAAUCCUCUACUGAAUGCUCUUCUGAAUAUUCCGACAAUAAUGAUUGUCAAUGUAAUUAA
Messenger RNA from Lathyrus oleraceus (garden pea), 1122 nucleotides. RefSeq lists its product as uncharacterized. The coding region runs from base 1 to 1122 and encodes 373 amino acids. The transcript has 2 exons. The record is from RefSeq and is a predicted model, not a curated record. Lineage: Eukaryota; Viridiplantae; Streptophyta; Magnoliopsida; Fabales; Fabaceae.